Messenger RNA from Nylanderia fulva, 2041 nucleotides. NCBI's taxonomy places the organism in Eukaryota, Metazoa, Arthropoda, Insecta, Hymenoptera, Formicidae. The record is from RefSeq and is a predicted model, not a curated record.
UUUCGUUCAAAUAAUAGCAAAUACAUGCAAAGAAUUGCAAAGAAUUUUACAAAGGAAAUAAAAAUGUAUAUAAAUGCUUUAGUAACCUAUAGAUUGCUCCAAUGGCUAAAUAAUAUUAGACUAAUUAAAUGAAAUUUGACAUCAAAUUAACGUAGACUUAACAUCCCAAUCAUACCUGUUUUAUAUCUUUCACAAUAUCUUCAAAUUUGCUAUCAUUAUUCAAUAAUUCCUUCAACUCAUCGUUAUCCAGAUGAGACAAUAAACCCAACGCAGCGGGUAUAUCCGGUUCCUGGUUCGACUUGUACAUUCCUCUCCAAGGGCUUAACUUGCACAAGCUAGAAAGCGAAGAUCUUUUUAUCCGAAUGUAUUCGCUGUUUAUUCGAUUAUUUAUUAAAUUGCCCAACAACACGAAAAACGCAGUAAUGUACUGACAGAUACACUACAAAGAGCAUCAGGUCCCCUACAUUUCACAUCUGUCAGUCUGUCUUCUGCUCUGCCGGUAAAACGAUUUGACGUCAGUGAUCUGUCAGUGCUGUCAUCACGUGGCUGGGCGGGAAACUAAGCUGCAGUAACCGGUGAGCUUUUCAAAUGCAAAGCGCAGAGCAAAUCGAUCCCGCGAUGCGAUAGAAUAAGAUUUCUGACAGAAGAAUUCUCGACGCCCGGCGGACGAUUGCUGUCUGAUAGUCUGAUCACUGAGGAAGAGAAAAAUCGAGGAUAAAUAAACAAAGAGAUAUGGAAUCUGCGAUCGGACAUCUCGAGCAAAGCGUGCAGAAAGCUGAUGGAAAGUUGGACAUGAUCGCGUGGCAGAUAGACGCUUUUGAGAAAGCUUUCGAGGAUCCGGAAGACGAGAGGCCGGCUUGUCUCGCGACCGACAUGCGUUUCCUCGCCCUUAAUCUGAUAUUAUUAAUCGUGAACUUGCUGGUCGUUGGAGAAGUUUCCGCCCACGGAAGACUGAUAGAGCCACCCUCGAGGGCAUCCAUGUGGAGAUAUGGCUUCGACACGCCUCACGAUUACAACGAUCACGAAUGUUACUGCGGCGGCUUCACUAGGCAAUGGCAGCGAAACAAAGGGAAUUGCGGGAUUUGCGGAGAUGCCUGGGACUCUCCAGCGCCACGUGCUCACGAGACGGGCGGCAAAUAUGGAAACGGCGUGAUUGUCCGACGUUACCGGACCGGAUCCGUCAUCCCGGUCCGCGUGGAGUUGACGGCGAACCAUCACGGCUACUUCGAGUUCCGAACUUGCGCCAUGGCCUACCGCGAUCGGGAGGUCACCCAGGAGUGCUUGGACCAGCAUCUGCUGGCCGCCGAGAAUGGAACCACCCGUUACUAUCCUGGUCCUGGUAACCGGGUCUUCGAGGGCUACUUCAAACUACCAGAAGGUCUAACUUGCGCCCAAUGUGUCUUCCAGUGGCGAUACAUCGCUGGCAAUAAUUGGGGCGACUGCGGCAACGGAACAGGGGCGGUCGGAUGCGGGCCCCAGGAGGAGUUUCGGGCCUGUGCCGACAUUCUGAUCGGCGACAACGAAGCCGCGAUACCGCCUAGGCUACCGAAGCAGCCGACGUCCACGUCUACCUACGACGAAUCGUCGACGAUGGAACCGUCGCCGAAAACCACCGGGCCGUACUGGCUCUUCAGCGUUGUCAUCGCCGGUACGUGCCUGUUGGUGGUGCUGGCUGCUAUGGCGUUGCUUUAUACAUACUACUAUCACGCCGGCAGAGCCAAAAAGUGGCUCAUGGCGAGAAGAUCCCUGGUGCAGGAGAAUCCGCCGGUUGCCCCGCCGAGGCACAAAAGACAUCAUCACAUAUCGAACACGCAGCUGCAAUUGUAGAACUCUAUACUCGAUUGUCGAUGUGACACAUCUUGGAGAGGAUAGUUACAUUCCAAAUGGAUCAAUGUAUGAUAUUCUCGCGACGCUUGUAAUUUUCCUUCCUAAAUUCUGUAGUCAUCGCAGAUUCAAACUCAUGAAUCAUCAUCGAAUCGUGUAUCUCAAGCGACGUAUUAUUAACAUUUUUAUAUUAGGCUCACGUAUUUUCUUGUAUAUA